Molecule: messenger RNA, 3054 nt
Organism: Lipotes vexillifer (Yangtze River dolphin)
Lineage: Eukaryota; Metazoa; Chordata; Mammalia; Artiodactyla; Lipotidae
Gene: MAP3K21
Product: mitogen-activated protein kinase kinase kinase 21
Exons: 10
Biological process (GO): protein phosphorylation
Molecular function (GO): protein binding; JUN kinase kinase kinase activity; ATP binding
Source: RefSeq, a predicted model, not a curated record
UCCUCGGCCUCGGCGGGAGCAGGGCUGUGGGCCGCGCUGUACGACUACGAGGCGCGCGGCGAGGACGAGCUGAGCCUGCGACGCGGCCAGCUAGUGGAGGUGCUGUCCCAGGACGCCGCCGUGUCGGGCGACGAGGGCUGGUGGGCCGGCCAGGUGCAGCGGCGCCUCGGCAUCUUCCCCGCCAACUACGUGGCGCCGUGCCGCCCGGCCGCUCGCCCCGCGCCGCCGCCCGCCCGGCCGCCGCCGCCGCGGCCCGGCUCGCCUGUGCACGUCGACUUCGAGAGGCUGGAGCUCCAGGAACUCAUCGGCGCUGGCGGCUUCGGGCAGGUGUACCGCGCCACCUGGCAGGGCCAGGAGGUGGCGGUGAAGGCGGCGCGCCGGGACCCGGACCAGGACGCGGCGGCGGCGGCCGAGAGCGUGCGGCGCGAGGCCCGGCUCUUCGCCAUGCUGCGGCACCCCAAUAUCAUCGAGCUGCGCGGCGUGUGCCUGCGGCAGCCGCACCUCUGCCUGGUGCUCGAGUUCGCCCGCGGCGGAGCGCUCAACCGUGCGCUGGCUGCCGCCAACGCCGCCCCGGACCCCCGCGCGCCCGGGCCGCGCCGCGCGCGCCGCAUCCCCCCUCACGUGCUGGUCAACUGGGCGGUGCAGAUCGCGCGGGGCAUGCUCUACCUGCACGAGGAGGCCGUCGUGCCCAUCCUGCACCGGGACCUCAAGUCCAGCAACAUAUUGCUACUGGAGAAGAUAGAGCAUGAUGACGUCUGCAAUAAGACAUUGAAGAUUACAGAUUUUGGGUUAGCGAGAGAGUGGCACAGGACCACCAGGAUGAGCGCAGCAGGCACCUAUGCCUGGAUGGCCCCGGAAGUCAUCAAGUCCUCUUUGUUCUCCAAGGGAAGCGACAUCUGGAGCUAUGGAGUGGUGCUGUGGGAAUUGCUCACGGGAGAGGUCCCCUAUCGUGGCAUUGAUGGUCUUGCUGUGGCCUACGGGGUGGCAGUCAAUAAGCUCACUUUGCCCAUUCCUUCCACCUGCCCUGAGCCGUUUGCCAAGCUCAUGAAAGAAUGCUGGCAACAGGACCCUCAUAUUCGUCCAUCAUUUGCCUUAAUUCUUGAACAAUUGACUGCAAUUGAAAAGGCAGUUAUGACUGAAAUGCCUCAAGAAUCUUUUCAUUCCAUGCAAGAUGACUGGAAGCUGGAAAUUCAACAAAUGUUUGAUGAGUUGAGAACAAAGGAAAAGGAGCUGCGGUCCCGGGAGGAGGAGCUGACGCGGGCCGCCCUGCAGCAGAAGUCACAGGAGGAGCUGCUCAGGCGGCGGGAGCAGCAGCUGGCCGCGCGGGAGAUCGACGUGCUGGAGCGCGAGCUCAACAUCCUCAUCUUCCAGCUGAGCCAGGAGAGGCCCAACGUCAAGAAGAGGAAGGGCAAGUUUAAGAGGAGCCGCCUGAAGCUCAAAGACGGGCGUCGGAUCAGUUUACCUUCAGAUUUCCAGCACAAAAUAACCGUGCAAGCCUCCCCCAACUUGGACAAACGGAGGAGCCUGAAUAGCAGCAGCUUCAGUACACCGAGCAGCCCCACGGUGAUCCCCCGACUCCGGGCAAUACAGCUGACCUCAGAUGAAAGCAAUAAAACUUGGGGCAGGAACACGGUCUCUCGACAAGAAGAAUUUGAAGAUGUAAAAAGGAAUUUCAAGAAAAAGGGUUGUACCUGGGGUCCAAAUUCCAUUCAAAUGAAAGAAAGAACUGACUGCAAAGAAAGAAUAAGACCUCUCUCAGAUGGCAACAGUCCUUGGUCAACCAUCUUAAUAAAAAAUCAGAAAACCAUGCCGCUGGCUUCAUUAUUUGUGGACCAGUCAGGUGCAUGUGAAGAGCCACAACCUGCCCCAGACGGAUUGGAACACAGAAAACCAAAGCAGAUAAAAUCACCGAGUCAAGCCUACAUUGAUCUACCUCUUUGGAAAGAUGGCCAGAGAGAGAAUCUGGUGGAACCCGAAAGCUGGGAGGAGAGAACCCCGGUGGGCCCUGCCACCAGCAUUCCUCAGGGGACCCCUCCGAACAGUCUGAGCAGAUCCCCCCAGAGGAAGAAGACAGAGUCUGCUCUGUAUGGCUGCACUGUGCUGCUGGCGUCGGUGGCUCUGGGCCUGGACAUCAGAGAGCUCGCGAAAGCACAGGCCGCUGAAGACCCGUUGCCCAAGGAAGAAAGGAAGAAACGCGAAGGCAUCUUCCAGCGGGCGCCUAAGUCCCGAAGCAGUGCCAGCUCCGCCACUAGGCUGCCAGCCACAGGCGAGGGGACCAUCAGCCCAUCCCCACUCCCUCCGUCCAGCGCCGUGAACCUCCUGUCCAUGCCUUCUCUGUCCACCAAGUGCCUGCUGCAGACUGAUGGUGAAGAUUCCUUCGAGAGCAGCACACACGUCCCUGGUGACCCCAAGGUGCCCAUUCCAGAUCCUUGCCCUGCCUUUGGAAGGAGGGAUCAGGAGCCAACCCCCGUGCCAGGGCUGGAGACCCAUCGUGGUAUGUGGGGAAACCUGUCUCCUCCCUUCACGGUUCCAGCACGUGCGGACGCAUCUUACGCUGCUGCUUCAAAAGAAAGAGCAGCACAUCACCGACAGACCAUGUCUGAUGGAAGUGCUUCUCAGCACCCAGCUGGUGCAGCUCUCAUCUCAGCCCCCGGAGCCUCUCAGCUGCCCCCUGAGUGGGUUUGGGGGACGCCCCCCUCGCCGCCUGGACCCCAUAGUGACCUGCCAAGUGAGGUUCCGCCCGAAAAACAGAAAGCUGUCCAUAUGGUGCUUCUACCCCGCCCUCCCCACCUAAGAAGCCAGGUAGGUGCCCCGAAGGCUUUCCCGCAGAGAACAGAGUCUCAGCCCGCACAGGCCUGCCCUGUGGUGGGUGGUCCAGGACCAGCCCCUGACUGUCCCCUCGGUGCCAAGGAGAGAACUAAGCCCCACGUGCCUUCCUUACUGGAUGCCGACGUGGAAGGCCAGAGCAGGGACUGCACGGUGCCUCUGUGCAGGCUAAGAAGCAGAAUGAGCCAACCAUCCCUGUACGAACUGGAGAAAGAAUUUCUGUCUUAA